Setaria italica (foxtail millet) is the source of this 2260-nucleotide messenger RNA. Its product is annotated as protein trichome birefringence-like 14. The coding region runs from base 531 to 1778 and encodes 415 amino acids. Gene Ontology annotation, molecular function: acetyltransferase activity. The record is from RefSeq and is a predicted model, not a curated record. Gene Ontology annotation, cellular component: Golgi apparatus. Gene Ontology annotation, biological process: xyloglucan metabolic process; xylan biosynthetic process; plant-type secondary cell wall biogenesis. The transcript has 5 exons. Lineage: Eukaryota; Viridiplantae; Streptophyta; Magnoliopsida; Poales; Poaceae.
UGCUUGGACACGAAGGCAAGUCGGGCACUCUCCUCAUCGCAAGUCACCACCAGAGACCAUGUCCGGCUGGCUGGACCCGAUGCGGGGAUGGGAGUAUGGGACGCGGUCGGUCCGGCCCGGCUGAUCGCUCGUGUCACGCCACACCGACACGUACACGUCCCGGCACAUACCGAGCAGCCGCUGGCACGUGGGCCCCACGUCGCCUCGCUUGCCACCGCCGUCUCUUGUCGGUUCUCCGUCCCGUCCCUCCUCCCCCUCGCCGCCUCCGCCUCACCUCCCUCUUUCUCCCGGAGCGGCUUUCUCGCACGUGCCGGCCUUCCCCGGUCCCCGCCUACCUUCCUCUCGCGCGCGCUCUCUCCGCCCGCAUCCUCGUCGGAGGCUGCGACGACCGCCCCAGCACUGGCGGCGGCGCUCGGAGCCCCGUGCGCCCGACGAACAGGUUUAUUGGCUUUCGAUCUUCAGGGACUUGAAUUAGAUCAGCAUCUGAUCAACAUCGAGGAGCCAGAUAGGUCCUAUGCUGCCUUCCUGGGAUGAAAGGUGGAUGUCUGCAUAGGCUCCUCGUCAACAAGCUAUGCUUCGGCCUGGUGGUUCUCCUCACUGUACCGAUUAUUGUUUUGUUACUGGAAGGUGCCCCGGUCCUCACAAUCUUCAGUACAAGACCAGAGCAAUUAAAAGUUCUCUCUCAUGGCAUCCCAGGUUCAGCUUCCAGGAGUGACACACACAAAAUUAGGGGCAAAGUGAAUAAGGAUUGUAACUAUGCAAAGGGGAAGUGGGUAGCAGAUGAUAAGCGGCCACUGUAUUCUGGUAAUGAAUGUAAGCAGUGGCUGUCAAAAAUGUGGGCUUGUCGAAUGAUGCGGCGCGCACAUUUCUCCUAUGAGAGUUAUCGGUGGCAGCCACAUGGUUGUGAGAUGCCUGAGUUUACAGGGCCUAACUUCUUAAAAAGGAUGAAAAACCAAACUCUUGCUUUUGUUGGUGAUUCACUUGGCAGACAGCAAUUUCAGUCAAUGAUGUGUAUAGCAACUGGUGGCAAAUACAGUCCAGAGGUCGAAGAUGUUGGUUGGAAAUAUGGUCUUGUCAAAGCCCCAGGUGCUUUAAGACCUGAUGGGUGGGCUCAUCGAUUUCCAGCGACCAACACAACUAUUCUUUUCUACUGGUCUGCUACUCUCUCUGAGUUGGAACCAUUGAAUACAGAACGUGCAGUGACCAGCUAUGCAUUGCAUCUUGAUCGGCCAGUUACAUUUUUGAAGAAGUAUCUUAACAGUUUUGAUGUUCUAGUACUUAACACUGGCCAUCACUGGAACAGAGGGAAAUUCAAUGGAAAUCAUUGGGAAUUGCAUGCCGAUGGGAGGCCUGUAGGCAAAGGUAGUAGACUUGCAGACCUCAACCGUGCAAAAAACCUUACACUGCAUAGCAUUGCCAGAUGGAUGGAUUCACAACUUGCACAGCAUCCUCAGAUGAAAGUUUUCCUCAGGACCAUUUCACCGAGACACUUUGUAAAUGGUGACUGGAACACAGGUGGAACAUGUGGAAAUACCAUUCCCUUAUCUAAUGGAAGUGAGGUCUUGCAGGAUCAUUCAAUUGAUAUACCUGCAGAAAGUGCUGUGAAGGGGACUCGGGUUAAGCUUUUGGAUAUCACUGCUAUCUCAAAACUACGGGAUGAGGGGCAUAUCUCAAACUCUAGUUUCAAAAAAGCUUCCACAGGAAUCAAUGAUUGCUUGCACUGGUGCUUGCCUGGUAUACCAGAUAUGUGGAACGAGCUCCUCUUUGCACAGAUUUAGUAUCACACUGUAGUUAGGGGGCCUUUUCCAGAGCCCCAAGAGUCCUUAUGUUCUUACCAUAGCAGGACCUGUACAUUUACAGAAUUUCAGUUCACCCAUGUGGAGGUGUUUACAGAAUCAAGAUGAUACUAUCGUUUUCUAGAAGUAAUUUACAGUUCGGUCCAGAUUCUUCCAACUUCCUUUCUGAGCAGAAUAGCAGAUAUGAAAUCAGCUGCUGCAGAGCCCUAUCUGACUACUGAAUGUCCCCCAGGCACGUCGAAUUUUGUUUUUAGUUUCCUCUUACUGUAAUAUCCUAUCACAGCUUACCAUGCGCAGCAUAUAUUCUUCCAAAAAAUGUUCAUACAAGUUGAUCGAAAUCCUAUAUGCUUGUUUAGAUACAAGUGCAAUGUUCCAUUGAUUUUUUGUGACCUGCUCAAACUCCUGUAUGUGUAACAUUUCAAAAGAUAAUAGUUUUUGAAUGAAUUUCCACGGUUAAUAGCUGA